AACAUCUGCACGCGCUAACGGAGCCGCUGUCGCCUCGCAUUUCCCAUGUACGCCAGCGCGCAGAGAAGCCGUGUUUAAGCAAGUGUGAAGGUUCCAAGAAAUAUGAAUUUCGACCCGGACAGCUUUGCGAAAUUCGAUAGUCAGUCAAGCCAAUUCGCGGAUGAAGUCCUAAGAAAGAUGCGCUUCCAAGUUCCCUUGACCGAGGAUCAUCAAGUUCUGGAGGUCGGGUGUGGUACGGGACGUUUCGCUCGAUAUUUUUUGCUGACUCACUGCCAACUCUGCAAAAGAAUAGUGGCCACGGACUGCGAUCCCGACAUGGUCGACUUCGCGAGAAAACAUUUCGCGCACGAGGACAUCGUCUACGACGUUCUAGACGUCACCACGGCAAACUUGAGUCCGUUCCUGGAAAGAUACGGAAAGUUCGACAGGAUCUUCUCGUUCAUGGUGUUCCACAUGAUUCGGGACCACAAGACAGCCUACGCGAACAUCACCAAGUUACUGCACGACAACGGCGAAUGCCUGGUGGUCGCUUUGUCGAGCCUCGAUACAAUGGACGUGUGGCUGGAGGUAUACAAGACGCCGAAGUGGACAGGCCGGAUUCCGGACCCUCGAAACAUUUUCAACGCCUCCAUCAACUACAAUCGCGUCAAGUCAGCGGCCCAGGUUGAAGCCGAAGUCAGGGACACAUUACGUGGAACCGGCCUGCAGUGCAUCUCCUGCGAAGUUGAGGAUUCCUCCUGGAAAUUUGACAACAUGGACGCGCUUCUUGGCGUACUGUUAACAAUUUUUCCAUUCAAGGCAUUUGUUCCCGCAGAAGAGUGGGGAGGCUUCCGCAGUUUGUGGGCAGAACUGAUGCACCGGCAGUUGUCCCCGACACCAGGAGAGCCAUUGGCAUUGAAGUUCACGUGUUACGUAGUGCACGCAAAACGAUCCGCGAAUUGAAGCGCACUGAAUGCCCAAAAGGUCAUGUUUCUCCGGAAGAUUGCGGAAACCAUCGAUAGUGAUUGCCGAUGCAUGCAACAAGAAUAAAUGCUACGUGAAAGCUGUUCACUGUAAUAAAUUAAUGAAGCUUAUGGUAUACUUUUGCUGCAACGCAAACACUCAAGGUAGCGUUUGAUCUUUCAUUGUCUAUUUUUGUGUAGAAUAAGCUCACUAAACAGACGGGGUGAUGUUUGAAUCAACAAAUGAAAGAACACGCGCAAAGUGUCAAGGAAGCGACACGUGAUGGUUGGUUGGAAAUGCACUGCAGUUGUUGUGGCUGUGAACCUCUUUUCGCACAGUGUAUUGCUGUCAGCAGAAGUUGUGAGAGGCUCACUCGCGAGAUUAUAGAGGAAGAAAAGAUGACUUUAUUAGGUUCAGUCUAUGUCAGCAUCCCUUCUGUACACCUUUCGGAUAAAGGGCUGUCCUUUCUUAGAAAGUGGUGCACGCAUGUGCGAUGGCGACGAGAGCACAGUGUGAACACGUGUGGUGUUCAAUAAACCUUUGUUGGUAGU
Molecule: messenger RNA, 1493 nt
Organism: Rhipicephalus sanguineus (brown dog tick)
Lineage: Eukaryota; Metazoa; Arthropoda; Arachnida; Ixodida; Ixodidae
Product: juvenile hormone acid O-methyltransferase
Exons: 3
Coding region: 103-942 (279 amino acids)
Molecular function (GO): S-adenosylmethionine-dependent methyltransferase activity
Source: RefSeq, a predicted model, not a curated record